Molecule: messenger RNA, 1585 nt
Organism: Elaeis guineensis (African oil palm)
Lineage: Eukaryota; Viridiplantae; Streptophyta; Magnoliopsida; Arecales; Arecaceae
Product: probable pyridoxal 5'-phosphate synthase subunit PDX1.1
Biological process (GO): pyridoxal 5'-phosphate biosynthetic process; amino acid metabolic process; pyridoxine biosynthetic process
Molecular function (GO): amine-lyase activity
Source: RefSeq, a predicted model, not a curated record
GUACGGGCCUUUUGCUUUGGCUCAUUAGGCAGCCGGCGACCACCCCCCAUCUCCACACGAGGGCCUCUCCGUUCUGUCUAUAUACAUCACUUCUGUCCAUUUUUUGAUUUCCAUCUUGGUAAUAGCUCGUUAUUAUAUACAUACGAUAUAUAGAGAGAGAUAUUAGGGUUUCCUAUUCCCGAUCCCAAUUCCAUUCGGCGAAGGCAAGAUGUCGUCGGAUAGCGGCGUGGUGACGGUGUACGGAGGGAACAACGGCGGGGCUGCGCUGACGGAGCCAGGGGUGAAGAAGACGUCGACGUUCUCGGUGAAGGUGGGGCUGGCGCAGAUGCUGCGGGGCGGGGUGAUCAUGGACGUGGUGAGUCCCGAUCAGGCGCGGGUGGCGGAGGAGGCCGGGGCGUGCGCGGUGAUGGCCCUGGAGCGCGUCCCCGCGGACAUCCGGGCGGGCGGCGGGGUGGCCCGGAUGAGCGACCCGGGGCUGAUCAAGGAGAUCAAACGCGCGGUGACCAUUCCAGUGAUGGCCAAGGCCCGCAUCGGACACUUCGUGGAGGCCCAGAUCCUAGAGGCCAUCGGUGUGGACUACGUGGACGAGAGCGAGGUGCUGACCCCGGCCGAUGACAUCCACCACAUCAACAAGCACAACUUCCGAGUUCCUUUCGUGUGCGGCUGCCGCGACCUCGGCGAGGCCCUCCGCCGCAUCCGCGAGGGCGCCGCCAUGAUCCGCACCAAGGGCGAGGCCGGCACCGGCAACAUCGUCGAGGCAGUCCGCCACGUCCGCUCCGUCAUGGGCAACAUCCGCUCCCUCCGCAACAUGGACGACGACGAGGUCUUCGCCUUCGCCAAGCGCAUCGCUGCCCCCUACGACCUCGUCAUGCAGACCAAGCAACUCGGCCGCCUCCCCGUCGUCCACUUCGCCGCCGGCGGCGUCGCCACCCCUGCCGACGCGGCCCUCAUGAUGCAGCUCGGCUGCGACGGCGUCUUCGUGGGCUCUGGCAUCUUCAAGAGCGGCGACCCCGCCCGCCGCGCCCGCGCCAUCGUCCAGGCCGUCACCCACUACAGCGACCCAGACAUCCUGGCCGAGGUCUCCAGCGGCCUCGGAGAGGCAAUGGUCGGGAUCAACCUCAACGGCGACGCCAAGGUCGAGAGGUUCGCCGCCCGCUCCGAAUAAAUAUAUUAGACACACUGCAGGCAGGUCGUUCUACUUAGACCGUUGGUUUGAUGAUGAUGAUGGUGAUGACGGCUCUGCUCUGCUAUUUUUCAUAUGUCUUCGCUCGCUCUUCCUCUCAGAUGCCAUGGCCAUGGUUUACUUGUCUUCUUUUUGCUUUUAGGUCCGAUGUCCUUGCAGUUGCAAUCUAGUCUUGAAUCGCCAUUGUAGCAGCUCCAGCUAAAAACAUUGCCUUUUUCUUUUUCUUUCCCAGGCUGAUCUAUGUGAUACUGAGCUCGUGCUCUGUCUAUGCCUGAUUGUCCUUUCUUGGUUGUCUGUCUUUCAUUUAAAAAGUAUGAGGUAAAACCCUCUGCUGAAAAUUGCAACCUGACAUUUUAUAUUUUAAAUACUCUUGUUCGAGCCUGCUUGCUAUUGACAUUCUUA